Molecule: messenger RNA, 1829 nt
Organism: Aedes albopictus (Asian tiger mosquito)
Lineage: Eukaryota; Metazoa; Arthropoda; Insecta; Diptera; Culicidae
Product: transformer-2 protein homolog alpha
Exons: 5
Coding region: 485-1336 (283 amino acids)
Biological process (GO): positive regulation of mRNA splicing, via spliceosome
Cellular component (GO): spliceosomal complex
Molecular function (GO): RNA binding
Source: RefSeq, a predicted model, not a curated record
ACUGUCAAAACGUGUAUGUUGGUGGUGGCAUUUUGCCUUGCAUCGCAUUUUCUUCAUCCCAGUAUUUUAUCGGUGAAAAACGUGAAAAAAAACAUAGAUUCUGUACAAAAAUAACAGAAUUAGUGAUAGCGAAGUGAAAUCUCUUGAGUGGAUGUGUAAAAGUGUAAAUAGGUGCUGAAUUUUGCUCUUCCGUAUUUUUUUUCUCCUUGGAAUUUUCAGAGGUGAUUUCGUGGGGCUGGGUUACGUGACGUGCAUGUGAGAGGGUGAGGAAGAGUGCCUGUGUUUGACAGUGCUUGGAACAAAACCGAUUUAUCGUGAGUUCCUGCCUACGCGACAGAAAAUCUAAACAACGAAAAAAUCAAGUGCGGAAGAGACGUGUGCUGAUCCAGUUGAAAAAGUUGAUUUUAGGGAUAAUUUGUAACGCAUUUCCAGUAAAUAUAGCAGAAAGUAAGGAUUACCAACUACAAGUGGUGAUUCACAUGAAAUGAGCUACUCAAGAGGCCAAUAUUACGAGCAAAGCUCUCGUUCUCGUAGCCGUGAUCGGAAGUAUCGCCGUGAAUAUCGUGAUGAUGGCUAUCGGUACAGCUCUUCCUACGGUGGUGGUGGCGGCGGUGGUUCCGAGUAUGCAGGGGGCCGCAGUGGUGGCGGAAGCUAUGGCGCCGGCCGCCGAAGCUCCCGGCCAUCGCAUGCCGUCGAGUCACAGUCACAUCAUCACGGUGGCGGCGGCGGCAGCGAGUACGACGAGAGCAAGUUCGUUCUGGCCGUGUUCAAUUUGAGCAUUUACACCACCGAAUCGGAACUGUACGACGUGUUUUCCAAGUUCGGCCCACUGAAGAAGGCAACCGUAGUGAUCGAUGCGAAGACCGGCCGUUCCCGUGGGUUCGGUUUCGUGUACUUCGAGAGUACCGAGGACGCCAAGGAGGCGCACGAACAAGCCAACGGCAUUGAAAUCGGCGACCGGCGGAUACGCGUUGACUUUUCGGCAACGGAGAAACCACACGAUCCUACGCCGGGCGUGUACUAUGGCAAGGUAAGCUACCCGAAGGGAGGUGGCGGCGGUGGAGGCGGUGGCUACGGAGGGGCACCUCCUUUGGGGCCACCUGCCCCGGUGGCUGCACCUGGCGGUGGCGGCGGGUACUAUCACUGUCGGGCUUGUGAGAUUGAGGCCCGGGAACGUGAACGAUGGGAACGUGAGUCACGGCGCUACGGAAAUGGCAGCAGGGACUACUACUACCAGGACAAGUAUGCGGCACCGGAGCCUCCACGAAGCCGCGAUCGCUCAGGCAUGUCCCGAUCCCGAAGUGACUACUACCGAGGUGGUGCAGGUGUUCGCUGACAGUGGGCACCGAUUGCUACCAUCGCACCCGCACCACCUGCCCUGCCCGUUGGGUAUCCUGCUCCGAUGAUGCUGAUGAUGUAAACAUUUGGAACGUAAAUAAUGUCACAAAAUGAAAUUUACUGAUUUCCUUACUAGCUAUCACUCGGUGCCAUCGGGAGGUGACCCAAUAUCCAGACAUUGUUGAACUUCUCUGGUGGUUGUGAAGGGUGAUAAUAAGAACUCGCAUCGUCGAUCGAUCGAUAUUUAUUGUACAAUAAAUGUAAAUGUGUGUAUCUAAUGCACAAAACUUCAUAUUCAACAGACUACUCGUACAUAUUAUAAUAUUAUACUUAUAUAUCUACUGACACAAGGAACACAUUGAAUGAUAACUGCAUUGAUGAAAAAGAUAGCAUGUAACCAAUAAGAUAUAGUAGUUGGAACCUCACGGUAAAAAUGUCGAAUAUCUAAUGAAAUUCUCUUGAAUAAAUAUUUUAGAGAGACUCAUGUAAAA